AUGAAGUUGACGCUUUCGGGAAACUACCUCAAUUCGACAUAUGCGGAUGAGAGCGGACGGAUAGUCUACAAAGUUCGUACUACCGGUACGAUACCAGGUGCCUCGACAACUAUCGCCAAGAUUCUCCCGGAUGACAUUCCGCGAAGGGAGGACGAAACUGGGAACGGGCAGGAGGAAGACAGAUUCGCACAUUUCGCUCGUAUCGAUUGGAAAGCCUAUCGCGUUCUCGUCCGUGGGGAGGAGAUUCCCGGGAAGAAACUCCUUAGAAUAGAAGGAUGGAGGAGAAGUCGAAUCUUUGUUGGGGAUGAUGGGAAGGAAUACAAGUGGGUUUUGAAGCCCGGGCACCCAGAGCUUCAGUUGCUAGAUAUCAUCAAAGAAACAUUAUAG
Messenger RNA from Marasmius oreades (fairy-ring Marasmius), 387 nucleotides. RefSeq lists its product as uncharacterized. The coding region runs from base 1 to 387 and encodes 128 amino acids. NCBI's taxonomy places the organism in Eukaryota, Fungi, Basidiomycota, Agaricomycetes, Agaricales, Marasmiaceae. The record is from RefSeq and is a predicted model, not a curated record. The transcript is spliced from 3 exons.